UCCUGUUGCACUGGGAGGUUGGCCGGUGUUUUUCCACACAUGGUCACCCAUUUUAAGAGACAAAGGUCAGAAAGAAAACCUUAUAAAUAACAUUUACCGCCGUAAGUCUCACUAUUCAACACGCCGUCCACCGUACUACACUGAAGGGACUGAUCAAUUCUAAAGGAAUAAAAUAAAUUCAAGCCAAUACAGCAUGGCACAGAAAGAGAAGCUCCAGUGUCUGAAGGACUUCCAUAAGGACACGCUGAAGCCUUCCCCAGGGAAGAGCCCGGGUACCCGGCCCGAGGACGAGGCAGAGGGGAAGCCCGUCCAGAGGGAGAAGUGGAACUCCAAGCUUGACUUUAUCCUGUCCGUCGCUGGGGGCUUCGUGGGUUUAGGGAACGUCUGGCGUUUCCCAUACCUCUGCUAUAAGAAUGGCGGAGGUGCAUUUCUCAUCCCGUACUUCAUCUUCCUCUUUGGCGGAGGUCUCCCUGUGUUUUUCCUGGAGGUGGCCCUCGGACAGUACACCUCCGAGGGUGGGAUCACCUGCUGGGAAAAACUUUGCCCCAUCUUUACUGGUAUCGGCUACGCUUCGAUUGUGAUCGUGUCCCUCCUGAACAUCUACUACAUAGUGAUCCUGGCCUGGGGUUUGUACUACCUGUUCCAGUGCUUCCAGCCGGAGCUGCCCUGGGCCAAGUGUAAGAACUCCUGGAACACAGACCGCUGUGUGGAGGACACCGUCCGUAAGAACAAGACCCUGAUGCUGGCCGCUAACAUCACCAACUUCACCUCGCCCGUCACCGAGUUCUGGGAACGUAACGUCCUUAGCAUCUCCAGUGGCAUCGAUGAAAUCGGGGAGGUCAAGUGGGACCUUGCUCUGUGUCUGCUGGGGGUCUGGAUCAUCUGUUUCUUCUGUAUCUGGAAAGGAGUCAAAUCCACUGGGAAGGUUGUGUACGUCACUGCUACCUUCCCCUUCGUCAUGCUGAUCAUUCUGUUGAUCCGCGGCGUUACUCUGCCAGGAGCAUCUGAAGGAAUCAAGUUCUACCUGUACCCAGACCUGGAACGUCUCAAAGACCCUGAGGUUUGGAUCGAUGCAGGCACUCAGAUCUUCUUCUCCUAUGCCAUCUGUCUGGGAGCUAUGACGUCACUGGGGAGCUACAACAAAUACAAAUACAACUGCUAUAGGGACUGUUUGCUGCUGGGAGGCCUCAACAGCGGUACCAGUUUUGUGUCUGGCUUCGCAAUAUUUUCCGUCCUGGGCUUCAUGGCACAAGAGCAAGGGGUGGACAUUGCCGAUGUGGCAGAGUCAGGUCCUGGCUUGGCCUUCAUUGCCUAUCCUAAAGCUGUGUCUAUGAUGCCGCUGCCAACCUUCUGGGCUAUUCUCUUCUUCAUCAUGCUUCUGCUACUGGGUCUCGACAGUCAGUUUGUGGAAGUGGAAGGACAGAUCACCUCCUUGGUGGAUCUGUAUCCCUCCUUCCUAAGGAAGGGUUACCGUCGGGAACUUUUUAUAGCAACAGUGUGCUCCAUAAGCUAUCUUCUGGGACUUACCAUGGUUACUAGGGGUGGCAUGUAUGUGUUUCAGCUCUUUGACUACUAUGCAGCCAGCGGCGUGUGCCUUUUGUGGGUUGCAUUCUUUGAAUGUAUUGCUGUAGCCUGGGUUUAUGGCGUUGAUAAUUUCUAUGAUGCGAUUGAAGACAUGAUUGGCUACAGACCAAAUGCCUGGAUGAAAUGGAGCUGGUCUUUUAUCACACCUCUUCUUUGUGUGGGUUGCUUUGUCUUCUCCUUGGUCAAAUACAAACCUUUGACUUACAACAAGGUCUACGAGUACCCCGACUGGUCCAUCGGUGUGGGCUGGACUCUGGCCCUGGCUUCUAUGAUCUGUAUUCCUAUGGUGGUGGUCAUCAAGAUCAUCCAGUCCGAUGGACCACUCAUAGAGAGGAUCAAGGCUGUGGCAGCUCCGCUGGGAGGUGCUAGCUCCCGUCCAGUCGACCACCGUCCCAAGGGCAUGUCCGCCGAGCUGGCCUACCCCCUGGACCCUAACGGGAACAACGGCCUGAUCAAGCCCACCCACACUAUUGUAGAAACUAUGAUGUGAGCGCUCUCUGUGAGAGGAACGAAUUUUAAAAAAGGAAAAAAAGAAAAAAAAAUGACCCGCUUUCUAUGUUAUUAUACUAUAUUAUCACUAAACUAGUUAUAGGACCAGGUUUACAUUGCUAUGUAUCUGCACUAGGAGUCUUCUUUUUGUUUUUGUUUUCUACAGAGGAAGUUACAUUAUUGGUUUCCUGUCUAUGUUUUUAAUAUUUUUUAUUAAACUAUUGUUAUUAAUAUUACUGUUAUUACGAUUAAUGUAGUUAGAAGGAAAUGUAGAUUCCCAUGCCACUUGGAGCAAGCAGAAUCAGUACAUGGUCCAUUUUUACUUCUUCUUUCCUGUAGAACUAUAAGCGGUCGUCUCUAUUUUAGGAAUCUUUUUUUUUUUUUUUUAAGAGAAGAAAAGACAAUAGAAAAAGGGCCGUAUAAAACCGUAAGAACUAAAUGUGUGUCAUGUUUUGAGCAGUAACAUUUGACUAUGUCAUGUUUGUAUCUAGAUCAACCUAGCCCCUCUCUCUUCUCAGCUUAACUAAUGUCUAUAGUACGAUAAUAUCGUGGAGCUGGUGCCCCCUUGUAUACAGUGAGAUUAGUCGAGUGUUGUUUGUCGUCGAUGUUUGUUGUAAAAUUACAACUGAACCUGAACGUACCUCCACUACUAGACAGCGUUCAUGGUCCAGAGCAUCUCAUCUACAGUUGCUAAAAAGUUAGGGUUUUAAAAUCCUGCCCCGGUCUGCAAUACUGGUUUUUGACACAACUAUUUGCUAAAAGGUACUUGAGCACCUUGCAGCAAUUGUUCUGUCUGUAUAAAUAACACUGCAGUACAACCUAGCUUUUUAGUGCCGGCAACUGUACCUGGCUCUGACUGUGGAGGUACAAACCUGUCCUCCUUGUACAGUGUCAAGUGUACAUACAUACAGUCAGCCCAACUCCAUUUUAAAGUAGACUAUACUAUGCUGGUGAAGGACACUACUGCUACAUGCCAUCCAUUCCAGUGCAAACAGUAGCUACAUCAUACGUCUUUCAAGUCUGUGAUUAAUUAUUUGCACUAAGUAACGAAGUGAGUUUUUUUUCUUUAUUCUUAGUGUUUUAGUCUGUUGUUGUAUCGCUGGCUAUAGAUAGAGGACAUGACAUAGUGGCAAGUUAAUAGCAAGCACAACAUCACACUAUAUAAUGCAUAUAGCAUCUCUUUAGUCUGUCUCUCUAAUGGAUUGACAGGAGCCGAAAGGACCUGCCAUAAUAACUUUAUGCAUUCAUGUAAACUCCCCAUACAGUAAAUAUUGAUCAUCAAUCGCAAAUAUUGAUUAAGGAACCAUUCAAAAUGCAAGCAGACUGCUUCUCAAUCACAUCAAUCAGAUCUUUCUAUUGAAUUAUUAUUAUUAUAUUAUUAACAUUAUUAGUACAGCUUUUCAAAGAGGCAGAAACAAUUUCUAUUGAAUUUCUGCAGGCUAGGUCAUUGUACAUUCUGAUGUAAUGAUAACACAUAUGGUAAUUGACUAAUAUACUAACUUAUACUAUCCACUUCCUCCAGCCUUUUCACACUCCCUAUCUAUCGGUUGUCAUAUCUUAGUUUAGUUUUAAAUAUUAUAUUAGUACAGCUUUUCAAAGAGGCGGUAACAAUUCAAACAAAAGCCUGUUGGAAUUUGAAGCGUUUACAAUUCACAAUGCAAAAGAUAUUCUUCUUAGAAUGGAAUGUUGAAAUGUGAAACCACAUGUAGUGAAACUGAACCUUCGAUUAAUUUUAUUGAUUCUAUUCCAUAAAAAUUUGAAAAAUCGUAUUUUUUUCCCCCCUGGGGGUAUAAAUUCAGAACGUUUAGUUUAUUGUACUUUGAUUGUUUUUCAAUCACGUUUUUGCCUUUUUGUAUUCAAAAUGUAAAAUGACCACCCCGUCUCCAGCUACUAAUAAUUCCUGAGGAUGAAUCGUCAUUUAACAAUUUACUGUUAAUCAACAAAACUGCAAUUUGUAAUGUGCAAUACUUCGUAGAGAAAGAUAAGUAUUUUUUCACUCUGUUUUUCAAAUAGGUGGUACUUUUAACUUUGUAGAGAGAAAUAAAAAAAAUAAAAAACUUGCUUAAACAAGGCAAGAGACAAAAUUACGACAAUUUCAGGGGCCAAUGAAAACCUACCACAAAAUCUUAUGCCAUAAUAUCAACAAAGAAACAACGUUCAAUGCAGUAGUAUCGCUUUCUGUCAUAACACACAGAAUUUGAUUCAUCUUUAUCAAAAUUUUUACAUGUUUUAAAGUAUCUGGAGUUGCAAUGAAAAGUUAUCCUGCCAUUUUAUAAUGACUAUCCCAAAUCUGAUUUGGUAGUCGGAAUUGGCCUGUGAGGUAAAGGUGACAUUCUGAAAUGAUGCUGCCGCCAAACAUAAGCCUCUCUAUCUACAGUAGUGCUGUUUGUUUGUACAGAAGAUGUAUUAUGUCGCACAGAAACGAACCGCUAGUUGUUAGCUAGCUAGGUACCUGUAACAAACCGCUAGUUGUUAGCUAGCUAGAUACCUGUAACAAACCGCUAGUUGUUAGCUAGCUAGGUACCUGUAACAAACCGCUAGUUGUUAGCUAGCUAGGUACCUGUAAAAAAAAAUAUGCUAGUAGUUAGCGAGCUAGGUACCUUACAGGUGUUGUAUCAAAGAAGCUUACUGAAAAACCAAAUGAGAAUACAUUAUUACAGUGAAGAUAUUGACACCCAGUCCCGUCGCUGGAGAUUGGAGAAGUCUCCUUGUGUCCUAAAUGGCACCCUAUUCCUUGCAUAGUGAACUAAUUUUGACAUAGGUCCCUGGUCAAAAGUAGUGCACUAUAUAGGGAAUAGGGUGCCAUUUGGAUCGCAUUCUGCAUUUGCAUUGAGAUUAGCUGUCUAUAAUCAGACAGGCUACUGAUCCCUACAGAUAGAAAACAUAAUGUUAAAGUUAUUUAGCUCUCCUGCCUCAUACAUUACAUGUCAUUACAUACCAGCCCAUCCUUUUUAAGAAUGUACAAGGGGAAAUGUUUUUAAUCCAUGAAGAAGAAACAUUUUUCAAAUACAAUUUGAAAGAUUUUAUUUUUUAUUUCUAUGGCGCUAAAUAACCUGUAAAACAAAAAUGUGUGUUUAAAACAGGGUUUUACUGAGAAAAAACAUUAAACCUUUUUAUUUCUUAAUAAAAUAAAAAAAAACAUUUUUGGAAAAAA
Messenger RNA from Oncorhynchus masou masou (cherry salmon), 5227 nucleotides. Its product is annotated as sodium- and chloride-dependent taurine transporter-like. The transcript has 14 exons. Gene Ontology annotation, biological process: sodium ion transmembrane transport; neurotransmitter transport; taurine transmembrane transport. Gene Ontology annotation, cellular component: plasma membrane. The record is from RefSeq and is a predicted model, not a curated record. Gene Ontology annotation, molecular function: taurine:sodium symporter activity; gamma-aminobutyric acid:sodium:chloride symporter activity. Lineage: Eukaryota; Metazoa; Chordata; Actinopteri; Salmoniformes; Salmonidae. The coding region runs from base 194 to 2074 and encodes 626 amino acids.